This is a messenger RNA of Toxotes jaculatrix (banded archerfish), 1588 nucleotides long. RefSeq lists its product as uncharacterized. The coding region runs from base 140 to 1324 and encodes 394 amino acids. The transcript is spliced from 9 exons. The record is from RefSeq and is a predicted model, not a curated record. Gene Ontology annotation, biological process: Arp2/3 complex-mediated actin nucleation. Gene Ontology annotation, cellular component: Arp2/3 protein complex; actin cortical patch. NCBI's taxonomy places the organism in Eukaryota, Metazoa, Chordata, Actinopteri, Toxotidae. Gene Ontology annotation, molecular function: actin filament binding.
GGAGUAGUACGAGGACUUCUGCUUACCUGUCAGUUGUUGUCACUGCUAAAUUCAUGUAUAGAAAUCUUGUUGUUUGUUAGUUGCAUCCCUGUCCUGGCAGGAGGGACGAUCUUGAGCUGUUUAUAGUAUUUGUUUGAGGAUGGACAGCGAGGGAAGGAAAGUGGUGGUCUGCGACAAUGGGACAGGGUUUGUUAAGUGUGGCUUUGCUGGAUCCAACUUCCCUGACCACAUCUUCCCAGCCAUGGUGGGUCGACCAAUCAUACGAUCGAGCACCAAAGUGGGCAACAUUGAGAUAAAGGACCUGAUGGUGGGGGACGAGGCCAGCGAGUGUCGCUCCAUGCUGGAGGUGUCCUACCCCAUGGAGAACGGCAUGGUCCGCUGUUGGGACGACAUGCUCCACCUGUGGGACUACACCUUCGGUCCAGAACGCCUGAACAUCAACCCAUCAGAGUGCAAGAUUCUGCUGACUGAGCCACCCAUGAAUCCCACCAAGAACCGGGAAAAGAUCGCAGAGGUCAUGUUUGAGAAGUACCAGUUCCACGGCAUCUAUGUGGCGAUUCAGGCUGUGCUGACUCUGUAUGCUCAGGGUUUGCUUACCGGUGUGGUCGUUGACUCAGGGGAUGGUGUCACCCACAUCUGUCCCGUGUACGAGGGCUUUUCCUUACCCCACCUCACACGCAGGCUGGACAUCGCAGGACGUGACAUCACACGCUACCUCAUCAAGCUCCUGCUGCUCCGCGGCUACGCCUUCAACCACUCGGCUGACUUUGAGACUGUGCGUAUGCUGAAGGAGAAACUCUGUUAUGUGGGAUACAACAUCGAACAAGAACAACGCCUGGCCACAGAGACCACCUACCUGGUGGAGUCGUACACGCUCCCUGAUGGCCGACAGGUGAAUGUGGGAGGAGAGAGGUUUGGGGCUCCUGAAGCCCUCUUCCAGCCUCACCUCAUCAACGUGGAGGGAGCAGGAGUGGCCGAGCUGCUGUUUAACACCAUCCAGGCUGCAGAUAUCGAUCUCAGGGCAGACUUCUAUAAGCACAUUGUUCUGUCGGGAGGGACCACCAUGUAUCCCGGCCUUCCAUCCAGACUGGAACGAGAGAUCAAGCAGCUCUACCUGGAGAGAGUGCUAGACGGAGACACUGAGAAACUAUCAAAGUUUAAGAUUCGCAUCGAGGACCCCCCCAGACGUAAACAUAUGGUGUUCCUGGGUGGUGCCGUGCUGGCCAACAUCAUGAAAGACAAGGACUCCUUUUGGCUGAGCAGAGCGGAGUACCAAGAGAAAGGCCUGGGAGUGCUGCAAAAACUGGGAGGUGGAGUCAGAUAAUAAACAAAUGAAUAAAUAAAUAAUUACAUAACUAACUAACUAAAUAAAUAAAUGAAUAAAAAUUAAACUGAAAAAUAAAAUUUCACCCCAAUAUUUCACGUAAUCAGCAGUUUGAGACAUUUUUGACACUUAAAUCAAGUCUUGAUUCAAACUCAUGCCAAAAAAAAAAGAAAUUGCAUUUGUGUGAAAUUGUUUUAAAUGACCAACCAGAAACAGAACGUUCGGAGUGAAUCUAACGUCACAUUGCCUUGGACUUUCCUUAUG